AUGAAGAUGUUGACAAGACUACAAGUUCUUAUGUUAGCUUUGUUUUCGAAGGGAUUCUUGCUCUCUUUGGGAGAUCACAACUUUAUGAGGAGGGAAAUUAAAAUAGAAGGAGACCUUGUCCUGGGGGGCUUAUUUCCUAUUAACGAAAAAGGCACUGGAACUGAAGAGUGUGGGCGGAUCAACGAAGACCGAGGUAUACAACGCCUGGAGGCCAUGCUGUUUGCCAUUGACGAGAUCAACAAGGACAAUUACUUGCUCCCAGGAGUGAAGCUUGGAGUUCACAUUUUGGACACAUGCUCAAGGGAUACCUAUGCGCUAGAGCAGUCACUGGAGUUUGUCAGGGCAUCUCUGACUAAAGUGGAUGAAGCUGAAUACAUGUGUCCCGAUGGAUCAUAUGCUAUUCAAGAAAACAUCCCAUUGCUCAUUGCAGGAGUCAUUGGUGGUUCAUACAGCAGUGUUUCCAUACAGGUGGCAAACCUGCUGAGGCUCUUCCAGAUCCCUCAGAUAAGCUACGCCUCCACCAGCGCCAAGCUCAGCGACAAGUCGCGCUAUGAUUACUUUGCCAGGACCGUGCCCCCUGACUUCUACCAGGCCAAAGCUAUGGCCGAGAUCUUGCGCUUCUUCAACUGGACCUAUGUGUCCACUGUUGCCUCUGAGGGUGACUAUGGGGAGACAGGGAUUGAGGCCUUCGAGCAGGAAGCACGGCUGCGCAACAUCUGCAUCGCCACUGCUGAAAAGGUGGGCCGCUCCAACAUCCGCAAGUCCUAUGACAGCGUGAUCCGUGAGCUCCUGCAGAAACCGAAUGCCCGGGUUGUGGUCCUGUUCAUGCGCAGUGAUGACUCACGAGAGCUGAUCGCUGCAGCCAGUCGCGUGAAUGCCUCCUUCACCUGGGUGGCCAGCGAUGGCUGGGGUGCACAGGAGAGCAUCGUCAAGGGCAGUGAGCACGUCGCCUAUGGCGCCAUCACCCUAGAGCUGGCAUCCCAUCCUGUUCGCCAGUUUGAUCGCUACUUCCAGAGCCUCAACCCCUACAACAAUCAUCGUAACCCCUGGUUCCGAGACUUCUGGGAGCAGAAGUUCCAGUGUAGCCUCCAGAACAAGAAAAACCACCGACGGGUUUGUGACAAGCACCUGGCCAUUGACAGCAGCAACUAUGAGCAAGAAUCCAAGAUCAUGUUUGUGGUGAAUGCAGUUUAUGCCAUGGCGCAUGCGCUGCACAAAAUGCAGCGCACCCUCUGUCCCAACACCACCAAACUCUGUGACGCAAUGAAGAUCCUGGAUGGAAAGAAAUUGUACAAGGAUUAUUUGCUGAAAAUCAACUUCACAGCUCCAUUCAACCCGAAUAAAGGAGCAGACAGCAUUGUGAAGUUUGACACUUUUGGAGACGGGAUGGGAAGAUACAACGUGUUCAACUUUCAGCAUAUAGGUGGAAAAUAUUCCUACUUAAAGGUUGGCCACUGGGCAGAAACCUUAUAUCUAGAUGUGGACUCUAUCCACUGGUCCCGGAACUCAGUCCCCACUUCCCAGUGCAGUGAUCCCUGUGCCCCCAAUGAAAUGAAAAACAUGCAGCCAGGGGAUGUUUGCUGCUGGAUCUGCAUCCCUUGUGAGCCCUAUGAAUACCUGAUUGAUGAGUUCACCUGCAUGGAUUGUGGCCCUGGCCAGUGGCCCACUGCAGACUUAUCUGGAUGCUACAACCUUCCAGAGGAUUACAUCAAGUGGGAAGAUGCCUGGGCAAUAGGCCCAGUCACUAUUGCCUGCCUGGGUUUUAUGUGCACAAGCAUAGUUAUAACUGUUUUUAUCAAGCACAACAACACACCCUUGGUCAAAGCAUCAGGCCGAGAACUCUGCUACAUAUUGUUAUUCGGAGUUAGCCUGUCCUAUUGCAUGACAUUCUUCUUCAUUGCUAAACCAUCGCCUGUCAUCUGUGCAUUGCGCCGACUUGGGCUUGGGACCUCCUUUGCCAUCUGUUAUUCAGCUCUUCUGACCAAGACAAACUGCAUCGCUCGCAUCUUUGAUGGAGUCAAGAAUGGCGCUCAGAGGCCAAAAUUCAUCAGCCCCAGUUCUCAGGUUUUUAUCUGCCUGGGUUUGAUACUGGUGCAAAUUGUGAUGGUGUCUGUGUGGCUUAUCUUGGAGACUCCAGGUACUAGAAGAUACACCCUUCCAGAGAAGCGGGAAACAGUCAUCCUAAAAUGCAAUGUCAAAGAUUCCAGUAUGUUGAUCUCUCUGACCUAUGACGUGGUCCUGGUGAUCCUAUGCACUGUGUAUGCAUUCAAAACAAGGAAGUGUCCUGAAAACUUCAAUGAAGCCAAGUUCAUAGGCUUCACUAUGUACACUACCUGCAUCAUCUGGUUGGCAUUCCUCCCUAUAUUUUAUGUGACAUCAAGUGACUACAGAGUGCAGACGACAACAAUGUGCAUCUCCGUUAGCUUGAGUGGUUUCGUUGUCUUGGGCUGUUUGUUUGCCCCCAAGGUGCACAUUGUCCUGUUCCAACCCCAGAAGAAUGUGGUCACACAUAGACUUCACCUCAACAGGUUCAGCGUCAGUGGAACUGCAACAACCUAUUCUCAGUCCUCUGCAAGCACAUAUGUCCCGACAGUGUGCAACGGAAGGGAAGUCCUGGACUCCACCACCUCAUCUCUGUGA
This is a messenger RNA of Apodemus sylvaticus (European woodmouse), 2640 nucleotides long. It is a transcript of the gene Grm3, whose product is annotated as glutamate metabotropic receptor 3. NCBI's taxonomy places the organism in Eukaryota, Metazoa, Chordata, Mammalia, Rodentia, Muridae. The record is from RefSeq and is a predicted model, not a curated record. Gene Ontology annotation, biological process: G protein-coupled glutamate receptor signaling pathway; regulation of synaptic transmission, glutamatergic. Gene Ontology annotation, molecular function: group II metabotropic glutamate receptor activity. The transcript has 5 exons. Bases 1 to 2640 code for a protein of 879 amino acids. Gene Ontology annotation, cellular component: membrane.